AUGGCGGAUUUCCUGAUCAACUACAGACCAUUCAAGUUCACAGCCAGCGCAGCCAUCAGCGAUGGUAUCCGGUGCAGCAUCGACAUUUCAUUCAUCCACACAAGCGUCUCUGCAGAGCUUAGUACAGAAUUGACCCUCUGGGCACCACCAGAGACUGGCCGUGUCCAUGCCAAUUUGGUCACCUCGUUCGAUAUCAAUUUCGGAGACAGUCAGGCCAUUACGGAUCCCAUCACACUCAUGAACUUCUACGAAUUUGUCCUUCAGUCGAGCCAGAAGACACCAUCAGCUCUACAGAUCUGCCUCUAA
Messenger RNA from Aspergillus chevalieri, 306 nucleotides. RefSeq lists its product as uncharacterized. The coding region runs from base 1 to 306 and encodes 101 amino acids. Lineage: Eukaryota; Fungi; Ascomycota; Eurotiomycetes; Eurotiales; Aspergillaceae. The transcript has a single exon. The record is from RefSeq and is a predicted model, not a curated record.